This is a messenger RNA of Indicator indicator, 2982 nucleotides long. It is a transcript of the gene SYDE2, whose product is annotated as synapse defective Rho GTPase homolog 2. Lineage: Eukaryota; Metazoa; Chordata; Aves; Piciformes; Indicatoridae. The record is from RefSeq and is a predicted model, not a curated record. The transcript has 7 exons. The coding region runs from base 1 to 2982 and encodes 993 amino acids. Gene Ontology annotation, biological process: signal transduction.
AUGGCUGACCCGCUCCGCAGGACGCUCUCCAAGCUGCGGGGCAGGAGGUCCCAGCGAGGGGCGGCUGCGGGCACCGGGCACCGCCACGGCGGGGUUUGCGCCCCGCAGGAUUUAAUAGAAAAUGUUUACAUAGCUUCAAGGAGCAGGAAGGAUCCCAGGUACCCACAGGCCAGCGAGGUUCCUGAGCACAGGCCGCAGGUGAACAGCAUUACUGUUUCCAAGAAACGCAGCUGGCUGCAGCAGAGCACACACCAACCUCCUCCUCCUCCAGAAGAAAAUGCCUGUAAGGAAACGCAUGGGGCUGUUAUCCUGGUACCCAAGUCUCCCAUCCCACUGCCUGAACCCACAGUGCCACGGGGUCCUUCUAUACCACCAGUGGGGUGGGAGCGCCCUGCACGAAGCUGUGCUCCUGUUGGUGCCCUGCCAAGCACGACAAGCCCUGCUGCACUGAGGAGUACUGUUUUGGACUUCAGUGAGGAAAACGAUGCAGAUGAUGAAGGUGAAAUAUGGUACAACCCAAUCCCUGAAGAUGAUGAGCCAGACUUGCUGAGAGUCUGCUCUUCUGCUGUGAAUAGCCCUGUUGCUGUGGGGUCCCCAGCGGUAUGGUACAACCCCCACCCUGGGGGUGACUCUGGGAUGGCCAUGGGUCCCCACGAGGGUGCCCCAUGCUCCACGGAGAGUGUGGGGAGCAGUUGGAUGGCUCAUCCAAGUGAAGUGAGUCAGGCCGAUACCUUGCAUCCCGGGGAGCACUUUCAACAGCAGCGGCAGAGGUUUGGCUGUAAAGCUCCGAGUGUGCCAGCAGUCGAGGACAAUCCUGCCUCUAAGUGCCCUUCAGCAGGGUCUGGAGUUGUACUUGCACACAAGGCUGAUAUACCCUCAACAGAGGUUUCUCCUCCAAGUCCCAGUCCUCUGAAAAAAAGUGGGUCAAUCAACUGGCCUUUCCCUGAUAGAAUUAAGUCUCCCAGGACUGUGAGGAAGCUUUCCAUGAAAAUGAAAAAACUGCCAGAGCUGAGCAGGAAGCUGAGUGUGAAGGGAACUUCGAGCCAUACUAGUUCAGAUAAUCCUCCUUCCCAGCAGAAAGGUAGCUGUCGAGAUACAAGCCAUACAGUGUCUUUGCCAUCUUCUGGAAACUCAAGCACAGCUGCCAGCAGGAAUGUAAUAAGCCGUUACCAUCUCGACAGCAGUGUGUCAUCACAACACACCUACAAAAAGAAAAGCUCAAGGAGCUCCAAAUCCUUCAGCAAAGGUGGUUACCUCAGUGAUGGAGACUCUCCUGAACUUAUAUCAAAAUCAGGUAAACAUGGGCAUGAAGCCAAGUGUGGGAAAGGAAAGGAGAGCCUUCCAAGUAACAGUGGUAAAACUGAAAUAGAUAUUGAUGCCUUCAGACACUACAACUUUUCGGAUCAACCAAAGUGCUCUCAGUACAUCUCUGGACUCAUGAGCAUCCACUUUUAUGGUGCUGAAGACUUGAAGCCACCAAGAAUAGAUUCAAAAGAUGUCUUUUGUGCAAUACAGGUUGACUCAGUAAACAAAGCAAGAACAGCCCUGCUUACAUGCAGGACAACAUUUCUAGAUAUGGACCACACGUUUAACAUUGAAAUUGAAAAUGCUCAGCACUUAAAGCUGGUGGUGUUCAGCUGGGAACCCACCCCACGGAAAAAUCGGGUGUGUUGUCAUGGAACUGUGGCUCUUCCCACUCUUUUCCGAGUGACGAAGACACAUCAGUUGGCUGUCAAGCUGGAACCAAGGGGGCUUAUUUAUGUCAAGCUGUCGCUCAUGGAGCAGUGGGAAAACUCUCUUGAUGACCUUGAUGCAGAUCAGGAGCCCGUGAUGUUUGGGGUGGAUGCUCGAAAAGUUGUAGAGAAGGAAAAUGUGGGCUUGAUGGUGCCACUUCUGAUGCAGAAAUGCAUUCUGGAGAUUGAGAAGAGAGGCUGUCAGGUGGUGGGACUGUAUCGGCUCUGUGGCUCAGCAGCAGUUAAAAAAGAGCUUCGGGAGGCAUUUGAGAAGGACAGCAAGGCUGUCACGCUCUCUGAAAGCCGGUACCCAGAUAUUAAUGUCAUAACAGGUGUCCUAAAGGAUUAUCUACGAGAGCUACCCUCUCCCCUGAUAACCAAGCAGCUCUAUGAAGCAGUGUUGGAUGCCAUGGUGAAAAAUCCCUUGAAAAUGACAGCAAACGGUUGUGAAAAUGACCCAAGUGACUCUGAGCACACUGCAGCCCUUUUGGAUUGCUUGCCAGAUGUUGAGAAGGCUACCUUGAAGAUGCUACUGGAUCAUCUGAAACUGGUGGCUUCUUACCAUGAAGUAAAUAAGAUGACAUGCCAGAAUUUAGCUGUGUGUUUUGGGCCAGUAUUACUGAGCCAGAGGCAGGAGACUACCAACCAUAACAACAGAGUCUUCACAGACUCAGAAGAGCUUGCUAGUGCUCUGGACUUCAAAAAACACAUUGAAGUUCUUCACUAUUUACUCCAGCUGUGGCCAGUGCGUCACUCACCUAUCAGAGAACCAGCACAUCUGAAUGCACCUCCUGAGCACCCAUCCUCACUGAAUUACCUGAGACCCAAGAGGCAGAGACCUCAAAUGCUGAAUCUGAGUGGUACUGAGAUGUCUGGAGUACUCAGACCAAGGCCAGCAGGUCUGGACAGCCCAUCAAGCAACCGCUAUGCUGGGGACUGGAGUAGUUGUGGGGAGAGCUACUUCUUAAACACCAAAGACUGCCUGAGUGAAGCAGACUACGAUGACGUCCCUUCGGAAGACACAGAGAGCGGAGAUGACAGCAGCAAAGCCGAUGAGUCGGAUGCUCUGGUGAGGCACCCCCAGCCCAGCCCCAGAGAGCACACAUUUCACAGCUAUUUGACAAUGCAAGCAAUAGACUCUGCAGUGGAUCACAGAGCAAACCUCAAAGACCUGCAGGAAAGUAUUGAUACUCUCAUAGGAAACCUGGAAAAGGAACUCAACAAAAACAAACUAAAUAUGAGCUAUUAA